Molecule: messenger RNA, 2432 nt
Organism: Alligator mississippiensis (American alligator)
Lineage: Eukaryota; Metazoa; Chordata; Crocodylia; Alligatoridae
Gene: CCDC61
Product: coiled-coil domain containing 61
Exons: 13
Coding region: 204-1952 (582 amino acids)
Cellular component (GO): centrosome
Source: RefSeq, a predicted model, not a curated record
GGUGCGACCCCCACGCGCGGCCCCGGCCCGCCCCGCCCCCGGCUUCCCCUGGGCACGGGCGGCCGGUGCCCCCCUCCCACGUGUGACCCCACGGGGGGCCCCGCCCGCCCCUCCCCCACCUGUGACCCCCACCCACGCGUGACCCCACGGGGACCCCCGCCCCCCCCCAGCGACCCCCUUCGUGCCCCCCCACGCGUGCCCCCAUGGGGAGCCCCCCCCGCCUGGGAGCUUGCCGCCCCUCCACCCCGGCCGUGCCCCGCCUCACGGGACCCCCCUCCAACCUGGGAGCCUCCCCCCACGCGUGUGCUCAUGGGGAACCCCGCCCCGCCCCGCCCCUCCCCUCCCCUCCCCCACCUGUGACCCCUCCGUGCCCCCCUUCCUGGCGCUGGGCGUCCCCUGCCCCCCCCGCGGGGUCGGUGGGCGCUGACCCUUGCCCCGCAGGCGCGGCGAUGACGGCGGCGAUGACGGCGGCGGGGGUGUGGCGGCUGGAGGCGGACGUGCCGUUCCGGGGGGGCGUGCACGCGGUGCGCGUGGCGGCGGGGGGGGGCCAGCUGGACGUGGAGGUGGAGGAGCGGCGCACGGCCGACACGUGGCGCGGCCGCUUCGACGCCGCCUUCGUGGAGGACCUGACCCACAAGACGGGGAACUUCAAGCAGUUCGAGAUCUUCUGCAGCAUGCUGGAGUCGGCCCUCAGCCAGAGCAGCGAGGCAGUGAGCCUGGACCUGCUGACCUACGACGACCUGGAGGCGCUGCGGAGCCGCAAGGCUGGAGCGGGCCCCCGCCCUGCGCCCCCCCCGGCUGCUGCCGCCGCGCAGCUCCGUGCCAAGCGCUACCUCAUCCUGGUCUACUCUGUCGAGUUUGACAGGAUCCACUACCCGCUGCCGCUGCCGUACACGGGCAAGCCGGACCCCGCAGCGCUGCGCCAGGCCGUGCGCCAGCUGCAGGCAGAGGUGGCACGGCUCCGGGCCCAGCCGGGAUCGGGAUCGGGCCGGGACCCCCGUGACGCUGAGAUCCGCCAGCUCCGCGAUGAGCUGGCGGAGGCACGGGCAGAGCGGGGGGGCAGCACGGAGGUGGCAGCGCUGCGCCGGCUGGCACGGGGGCUGGAGGCCGAGCUACUGCGAGAGAGGACGCGGCACCAGCGGGCGACGGCCCAGCGCCUGCACGAGGCCCAGCAGCUCGCCAGCCAGCUGGCCGAGGCGAAGGCGGCAGAGAGGAGCUUGCGGCUCCGCGUGAAGAGCCUGACCAACGAACUGGCGCUGUACAAGAGAGGGCGUCUGACCCCCCCGGGCCCGGGCCCCCCAUCCCGAGCCAUGGCGCCUGCCCGGGGCAGCACAGGGCGGCCUGGGGGGCGCUCCAGCUCAGGAGAGCGGGGUCGCGGGGCCCCCCCCCGGCACCGCUCUAGCUCUGGGGAGAGCCGCGGCAGCCGGCCCCGCCAGUCCCCCUCACCCACAGGUGCCCGCCCACCACGCUUCGACCCCACGGCCUUUGUGCGGGCCAAGGAGCGCAAGCAGCAGGAAGCCGAGCUCCGGGCGCAGCGGCAGGUCCGGUGUGGUACGGGUGCCCUCCCGCCCAGCUGGGGCCGUGCACGCUCCCGGGGCCCCCCCGCGGACGGGCCAGGCAGGACACGCGGGCGCAGCUCAUCCGCAGAAAGCUUCCGGAGCCAGCGCUCCUCAGCGAGCUCGCUCAGCUCUGCGGAUGAGCUCUCGGAGCCGGCGCCCCCCAGGGGCCGGCGCCGCGGUGGUCGCGGCAGGAAACCCCUGAGCUCCGCGUCCUGGAACAGCCCCGACCCGGGGGCCCGCGGGCACCGCAAGUACCUGGUCAGCAGCCCCGUGCCGGGCCGGCGGGCGGGGAAAGAGAACUGCUCAGCGGAGCCCCCAGCCGACUUGGCCGAGAUCGACGCCCGGCUGCAGGCGCUGCAGGACUACAUGAGCGCCCUGGAGACCCGCACAUAGUCACUGGGCCCAGGGCAGUGGGGGGCAGGGUGUGUCCCCCCCCAGCUUGGAGAGGAGCAGAGGAUCAAGAGAGAGCACCCCCAUGGGGGUGCUGGGCCUCCCAUCCAGCCGUUACCCCCCAGGGCCAAAUGCUCUGCUCCUGAUGGGGCAGAAGCUGCUACCCUGCAGGGGUUUAGCCCCCUGUUAUCCAGGUGGGGCUGGAGCUGGGAGCCCCCCCUUGCCCCUGGGGGGCAGUCAGGGGGUCUGAAGAGUCCCCACCCCCUCCAGCUGACCCUAGGGCCCCCCCAGGCACGUGUGUGUUGGGUUUCAGUGUUGGGAUGUGUCAGCUGCUUUUCAAGGUGUUUUAAUUUUGGGGGAGGUUGUUUUCCAAGGCAACGGAAGGGGGGGGGGGUGUAGCGAACUACUAGUUUCUCAGCCCUGCCCCCCCAUGAGUUUGCAGGUUGUGACACCCCCUUGUUGUCAAUAAAGCUGUAGAGAGUG